This is a messenger RNA of Nicrophorus vespilloides, 2895 nucleotides long. Its product is annotated as endoplasmic reticulum metallopeptidase 1-like. Gene Ontology annotation, molecular function: metalloexopeptidase activity. Gene Ontology annotation, biological process: proteolysis. The record is from RefSeq and is a predicted model, not a curated record. NCBI's taxonomy places the organism in Eukaryota, Metazoa, Arthropoda, Insecta, Coleoptera, Silphidae. Bases 170 to 2743 code for a protein of 857 amino acids. The transcript is spliced from 12 exons.
CUUCGUGUUUGUUUUCAUGUUCAAACGAGAUUGCAAAUAAAUAGUCAUCUAAAAGCAUUAUUAUCUAAUCUAGGUACUUGUAUUUAUUACAAUGAAAGAAUUUUAAAAAACGGUUUCGCUGGUUACACUGACUGGUUACACAAUAAGAUUGAUCAGUGGAAGCAAUACAAUGAAGAAGAAACGUGAUAAUUACCCUAAAGACUUGAGAACAAACUCUAAAAAUACUCGUGGAGCUUCACACUUCUAUGGCUUUGGUGUAGUUGUAUUCUUUCUUUUACAAUUUUAUAUAGUCUUUUAUGUGGAGAGUAUAUUACCAAAGCCACUAAAACUUAGUGAUGAGAUUAGCCAACCUAAUGCAUACAUUGCUGAGAGGGCUCAGAAACAUUUGAAGGCCCUCACUGAUUUGGGUCCUAAGGUGGUUGGCACAGCUGUGAAUGAACAGCUAGCUCGUGAUUAUAUUUAUAAUGAAAUAAAAAAUAUUGAAGGGCUUGCAAGCAAGAAGCAGCUUAUUGAGAUUGCAUUGCAGAAGGUAUCUGGCUCUUACUAUCUUGAUUUUAAACCACAUGGAUUCAUCACAGCUUACAACAAUGUUCAAAAUAUUAUUGUUAAAGUAAAGGGGGUCAAUGCUACUAGCAGUUUGUUGAUUAAUGCUCAUUAUGAUUCUGUUCCUUCAAGUCCAGGGGCAAGUGAUGAUGGCAUCAUGUGUGCAACUAUGCUGGAGGUGCUGAGGAAACUAGUUGUUUCUGAUGAGAGACCAAAGCAUAAUGUGAUUUUCCUCUUCAAUGGAGCCGAGGAGACCGGAUUGCAGGCAUCUCAUGGGUUCAUCACGCGGCACAAAUGGGCCGGAGACGUCAAAGUUUUGGUUAACUUGGAAGCAGCUGGAAAUGGAGGCAGAGAGAUCCUAUUCCAAACUGGACCCAGCGUCUCGUGGCUACUCAACUAUUACAAUAAAGUACCGUAUCCUUUUGGGCACGCGGCCGGCGAGGAAAUCUUUCAAAGCGACAUCAUACCAUCGGAUACGGAUUUUCGGAUUUUCAGAGAUUUCGGAAACCUAAUUGGAUAUGAUUUUGCGUUUGCCAGGAACGGCUACAGGUAUCAUACUAAGUAUGAUGCAUUCGACAACAUCGCUUUGGGAACGUACCAACACGUCGGUGAGAAUAUCUUGACGUUGGUCAAGGAAUUGGCUAACGCUCCUGAGGUGGACAAUCCCAAGAACCAUGGAAACGAGAAAAUCGUCUAUUUCGAUAUCUUGGGAUGGACCAUGAUCUCGUAUUCGGAAUCAACCGCAAUGAUCUUAAAUAUUUCUGUUGUCGUUGCAUCAAUUGCUGUUGCGUUGAUCUCCUUCAAAGAUUUUGGUGUCUUAAAUGUCCUUGCAUGGAAAAAUAUGCAGUACCUUAUCCUAACUAUAGGUGUAAUCUUGGUAGGAUGGUUGUUGUCUGUACCAAUUGCAUACGCGGUGGCAUGUUUGCUGGAUGUAUUUGAGAACACGAUGACCUGGUAUGGAAAACCUUACAUAAUAUUUGGGAUCUACUGUGCCCCAGUAUUUGCCUUGACGAGUGGUUUAUUUGCGAUAUACAACUAUUAUUUCAAAAACAAUAAAUUAAACAAAGGAGUGCAAUCACAGAUCCAAGUACACCUGGUGCGUCUAAUCUGGACAGCUAUUCUUCUAGUUGGAACACUGUUUCAUAUUAGAGCCAUGUAUUUGAUUAUGAUUCCUGUGCUGAUCAACACUUUGUGUUUCUUCAUCAUAAAAUUGCUGCGUCUUCAAUUUUCCACUACUAAGUGGCAGGCAAUUCAUUUCGUGGGGUCUUCAAUCACAACAACUUUCGUGAUGUAUACGGCAUUGAUAGUUUUGAGUUUAUUUGUACCAAUCACCGGUCGCAUGGGAGUCAACAAGAAUCCCGAAUUCAUAAUCGGGGCUAUAUCCGUUUUUUACACGCUUCUCGUCACAUCGUAUUACUUACCUCUUUUUACGAAUUUACGUAAGCAAUCAUACGUGACGUUAUUUUUGGUUGCAAUUAGUGGGAUUACCUUUGCGACGAUUUUCAGUCCGGUCGGUUUCCCAUACGAUGGAAACCCGUUGGCGCCGACCCCUCAGAGGUUCAUGGUUUAUCAUGCAAACAGAGUUUUCAGGAACGACUCGAAUCAAGUCGUAGAGCGAGAUUCGGGCAUCUUCAUCUUUAACAUGGACCGGAAUGCCAAACGAUCCAUCAGCGAAUAUAUCAAGGAAUCGGCUUCAAGUAAAUCUUUGGAUAUCGAUUGCGAGAAUUACGUCGGUUGCGGCUUGCCCGUACCAAAUUUAAAAACGUUAACUGCUAUGAAGGAGAGUACUUGGAUUCCUUACGAGAAAGCUGUGGUGGCUGAGCCUGUUUCGUUGUCAUUGGAAAACAAGCAAAACAUAUCCGAGAAUUCGGUGAGACUAAGUUUCAAGUUGUUAGGAACUGCGCAUAUGAAUAUUUAUAUGAAACCUAAGGAUGGAGUUAAGAUCGCAAGUACCAGUUUGGCCAAAGUAUCGUCGGAUGGUUUAUUGUUUAUAUCUUAUGUGCACGGAGAUAAAGCACCUCUAAUCUUUUCAAUCGAUUUAGAAGUCCCAAGCAAUUGGAAUUCACCGCUGAUCGAUGUCGGUGUCGUUGGAAAAUACGUGGGAAACCCAAGUAAAUCGUUUCAAGCAUUCAGCAGUCAAUUUCCGUCUUGGGCCGACGUGAUUAACUUCUCCUCAAGUUACGAGUCUUAUGUCUUUUGAGCAUUUCCUUAUUUUUUUUAUAGUUCUUAUUGGGUUAUGAGAGGUGGCCACGAUGUAGAGAGUAGUAAUACAUUAGAAAUAAGCUAUAAUUAUGUUAUUUGCGUUACUUUUAAACAAUAGAAGUUUUGUUUAUAUCAGAAAUGAUGCUUUCA